Molecule: messenger RNA, 1113 nt
Organism: Peromyscus maniculatus bairdii (prairie deer mouse)
Lineage: Eukaryota; Metazoa; Chordata; Mammalia; Rodentia; Cricetidae
Gene: A3galt2
Product: alpha 1,3-galactosyltransferase 2
Biological process (GO): carbohydrate metabolic process
Cellular component (GO): Golgi apparatus; vesicle; membrane
Molecular function (GO): hexosyltransferase activity
Source: RefSeq, a predicted model, not a curated record
AUGGCUCUGGGGGUUGAAUCGGGAUUGAGCUGGCCAGGGUCACAUGGAGGCUACAGAAAACAGGAAGGACAGAGACAAAGAGGCCAAGGGAAGCCAACCUGGGGACUACCACGGGCCAAGAAGAGACUCCUGUGGCAGCUCCUCCUGUGUGCAUUCGGCGUCUUAGGCCUGUACCUAUACGGGCUCCAUAUUGUCAGGUACUUAGAAGGCUUAGUCCCCAUGGGCAUCUGCCCCACAGACACAAGGCCACUGCUGGGGGACAACUUCACGGGUGGCCUGCGGCACUGGGCCCGACCUGAAGUCCUGACCUGUACCUCUUGGAGAGCGCCGAUUAUUUGGGAUGGCAUCUUUGACCCACACGAAGCCGAGCAAGAGGCGAGACGGCAGAACCUCACCAUUGGACUGACGGUCUUUGCUGUAGGCAGGUACCUGGAGAAGUACCUGGAACACUUCCUGGAAUCUGCCGAGCAGCACUUCAUGGUGGGUCAGAGCGUGGUGUACUACGUGUUCACUGAUCGCCCGGAAGCCGUGCCCUACAUAGCCCUGGGCCAGGGUCGCCUGCUGCGGGUGGAACCCGUGCUGCGAGAGAGCCGCUGGCAGGACGUGUCCAUGGCGCGCAUGCACACGCUACACGAGGCUCUGGGAGGGCCGCUGGGGCAGGAAGCUGACUAUGUGUUUUGCCUGGACGUAGACCAGCACUUCACUGGUAACUUCGGGCCCGAGGCGCUGUCUGAUUUGGUGGCGCAGCUGCACGCCUGGCACUACCGCUGGCCGCGGUGGCUGCUGCCCUACGAGCGGGACAAGCGAUCGGCGGCCGCGCUGGGCUUGGGAGAGGGCGACUUCUACUACCACGCGGCGGUGUUCGGGGGCAGUGUGGCGGCGCUGCGCAAGCUGACGGCCCACUGUGCGCUUGGCCAGCAGCGGGACCGUGAGCGUGGCAUCGAGGCGCUCUGGCACGACGAGAGCCACCUCAACAAGUUCUUCUGGCUGUACAAGCCCACCAAGCUGCUGUCGCCUGAGUUCUGCUGGGACCAGAAAAUUGGCUGGAAGCCAGAGAUCCACUGCCCUCGCCUGCUCUGGGAGCCCAAGGAGUAUGCAUUAGUGCGAAACUAG